Capsella rubella is the source of this 1539-nucleotide messenger RNA. RefSeq names its product ATP-dependent DNA helicase pif1. The record is from RefSeq and is a predicted model, not a curated record. The transcript has 2 exons. Gene Ontology annotation, biological process: DNA repair; telomere maintenance. NCBI's taxonomy places the organism in Eukaryota, Viridiplantae, Streptophyta, Magnoliopsida, Brassicales, Brassicaceae. The coding region runs from base 1 to 1539 and encodes 512 amino acids. Gene Ontology annotation, molecular function: DNA helicase activity.
AUGCCAACACCAGACGAUAGUGUGCUAAACCCUAAUGAAAAUAGGCUUAUCAUGGAUGAGAAAAACUAUAAGCCUCAUGAACAAAAGACAGAAUACAACAGACUAUUUUCUAUGUUAACUGAAGAGCAAAGACGUGUUUAUCAAGACAUAAUUUACUCGGUAAAUCAAAACAAGGGUGGUAUGUUUUUUGUGCAUGGAUUUGGUGGUACUGGAAAAAUUUUCUUGUGGAGUAUACUUGGAGCUGAUAUUCGAUCUAAAAGUAAUAUUGUUCUAAACGUUGCAUCAAGUGGAAUAGCUGCUUUGCUGUUGGAGGGUGGUAGGACAGCUCAUUCUAGGUUCUGUAUGCCUAUCAAUAUAAACGAAUAUUCAAUGUGUUCGAUCGAUGCAGAGUCCGAUCUGGCAGAAUUGAUUAGAGAAGCGAAACUCAUUAUAUGGGAUGAGGCUCCGAUGAUGAACAAACAUUGUUUUGAAACGUUGGAUAGGACUUUGCAAGAUAUAAUGAAGUGCAAUAGGAUUUUUGGAGGUAAAGUAGUUGUUUUGGGAGGUAAUUUUAGACAGAUUCUCCCAGUAAUUCCUGAAGGUGGUAGGGUCGCAACAGUUUUGGCCUCUAUAAAAUCAUCGUUGCUUUGGCCAAGUUGUAAAGUUUUGAAGCUUACAGAAAAUAUGCGCUUACGAAAAGGUGUUAAUAACGUGCAAUCGGAUGCUCUCGCCGAGUUCUCAAAGUGGCUCCUGGAUAUUGGUGAUGGGAAAAUCAACGAGCCAAACGAUGGCGAGGUCGAAAUAGAAAUACCCGAAGAUUUACUAACAGCAUCUGAGGAUCCUAUCCACGCAAUCGUUCAUGAAAUCUAUGGUAAAUCCUUCGCUAAAGAGAAUGACCCAAAAUUCGUUAAGCGAAGAGCUAUUCUUAGUCCGAGGAACGAAGACGUUGAUAAAAUCAAUCAAUAUAUGCUUUCUCAACUACCAGGUGAAGAAAGGCGUUAUCUUAGUUUGGAUUCCAUUGAAACAUCGGAUACGAGUGUUUUCGACGAUAUGGUAUACUCGCAGGAAUUUUUAAACAGUAUAAAUGUUUCUGGAUUACCUAAGCAUGAAUUAACAUUGAAGAAGGGAGCCCCUAUCAUGUUGCUAAGGAAUAUAGAUCCUAAAGGUGGUUUGUGCAAUGGUACGAGGUUAAUUGUUACUCAGAUGGCUAAUCAUGUUAUAGAGGCAAGAAUCGUAACAGGUAACGGUAUUAAUGAAAAAGUACUUAUCCCUAGAAUGUUUGUGUCUCCGCCAGAUGCAAAGUUUUCUUUCCGUAUGAGGCGUCGCAAAUUUCCUGUAGCUCUUGCGUAUGCAAUUACUAUUAACAAAAGCCAAGGUCAAACGUUGGAAUACGUUGGAUUGUUUUUACCAAAGCUAGUCUUUACACAUGGACAACUAUAUGUUGCACUAUCUAGAGUGACGACGAGAAAAGGAUUGAAGAUUUUGAUUACGAAUGAAGAUGGGACAUGUCAAAACAAGACUCUUAACGUAUUUUUUAAAGAAGUUUUUGAUAACAUUUAG